GGUGACUCUUAGGUAUAUUUAUUCUCUUCCUCCCGGGUCAAGAUUGCGCCUUUUUCUUUCCUGUCCUUCGCUUCUCUUCUAUCUGUGUUUCGUGUGGCAGUUUCGUGGUCAUUGAUCGUUGUCUUUGCGCAUUGAACGGCAGGACACUCGAAAGUAUCCCAAUCUAUCUCUAUACACAUUUCUAUCGCGUGAUACUCUACGCCCGCCACCAUGGUGAAGAUCACAGGUUUUACCACGAGAGACGUGAGGUUUCCGACCUCCCUCGACAAGACUGGCUCCGAUGCCAUGAACGCCGCGGGUGACUACUCUGCCGCCUACUGCCUUGUGAACACGGACUCGCCACAUGUCGGACAUGGAAUGACCUUCACCAUUGGCCGCGGAAACGAAAUCGUCUGCUCCGCCAUCUCCCUUCUGGCGCCCCUCGUGGUUGGAAAGGACCUGGACGAGCUCACGGCCGACUGGGGCAAGACGUGGCGCUACCUGGUCUCCGACAGCCAACUUCGAUGGAUCGGACCCGAGAAGGGUGUGAUCCACCUCGCCCUGGGCGCCGUCGUCAAUGCGCUCUGGGAUCUGUGGGCGAAGACCCUUGGUAAGCCCGUCUGGCGCAUCGUCGCCGAGAUGAGCCCCGAGGAGUUCGUCCGCUGCAUUGACUUCCGGUACAUCACCGAUGCUAUUACGCCGGAGGAGGCCAUCGCUCUGCUCAAGGAAGUCGAGUCCGGAAAGCAGGAGCGAAUCAAGGAGGCGGAGCAGAGCCGGGCUGUGCCCGCGUACACGACCAGUGCUGGCUGGCUCGGAUAUGGCGAGGACAAGCUGAGGGCUCUGCUGAGUGAGAGCGUCGCUCAGGGAUACAAGCACUUCAAGCUGAAGGUCGGAGGAAACUUGGAGGAUGACAAGAAGAGACUGAGCAUUGCCCGUGAGGCCAUUGGAUAUGACAAGGGUAACAUCCUGAUGGUGGAUGCUAACCAGGUAAGGACUUCACCUCCCACUCCUCUUCCCUUCUCCUUCUACCUUUACCGUCCCAUAAGAGAAAAUGUCAGACCACUGACCGAAGCACGCUUCUCAAAACAGGUCUGGUCCGUCCCCGAAGCCAUCACCUGGAUGCAAGAGCUCGCCGAAUACAAGCCCUGGUUCAUCGAAGAGCCCACCUCCCCCGACGACAUCCUCGGCCACGCCGCCAUCAAGAAGGCCCUCGAGAACACCCCCCACGGCACCAUCGGCGUUGCCACCGGCGAGAUGUGCCAGAACCGCGUGGUCUUCAAGCAGCUCCUGCAGGCAGGAGCCCUGACCGUGCUCCAGGCCGACGCCUGCCGCGUCGGCGGUGUCAACGAAGUCCUGGCCAUCUUGCUGCUGGCGCGCAAGUUCGGCGUCCCUAUCGUGCCGCACUCUGGUGGCGUGGGCUUGCCCGAAUACACGCAGCACUUGAGCACCAUCGACUACGUGGUGGUGAGCGGCAAGAAGAGUGUGCUGGAGUAUGUUGACCAUCUGCAUGAGCACUUCGUGCACCCGUCUAGCGUGCGGGACGGAUACUAUGUGACUCCCUUGGAGCCUGGAUAUAGCGUGGAGAUGAAGCCGGAGAGUAUGGAUGAGUUUGCCUUCCCUGGCGAGGAGGGCAAGAGCUGGUGGAGGUCACAGGCCGCGAAGCCCAUUCUGGAGGGGCCUCGGAUAUAAGGGAUUUGCUUGUGUGGUUUAAUGUAUAUGCUUGAUGUGAUAUGAAGGUCAAUUCUUUGUUGUUAAUACUGUUGUAUUGAAUAAAAUGGUGAUACUGUUCGUCUCAUUCUGGAUCAUG
Molecule: messenger RNA, 1786 nt
Organism: Aspergillus melleus
Lineage: Eukaryota; Fungi; Ascomycota; Eurotiomycetes; Eurotiales; Aspergillaceae
Gene: LGD1
Product: mandelate racemase/muconate lactonizing enzyme family protein
Exons: 3
Coding region: 211-1668 (485 amino acids)
Biological process (GO): carbohydrate catabolic process
Molecular function (GO): hydro-lyase activity; magnesium ion binding
Source: RefSeq, a predicted model, not a curated record